GACUCAGGCCGAGCUAGACCAUACGGUGUUUACUCGCGUUGGCCGGCCGACCCGUCACGAGAUUCUCACUCGCGUGUCUCCAUUUGACUCGACUGGGCUGGACUGGACUCUCGGCUCGGCUCGCCCGUCGAUCUAGCAAAUUGGAGCCGUAUCAGGAGUACCGAGAAAGGGAAGACCAUCGCGCUCCUGAUAACUGUAAUAUCUGAGGCAUAUCGCGUAACGAUAACGCUUUGUGCAACAUCGUUUUCACGACGAUUAUUGCUGCUGAGAGAGAAAGAAAGAGAAAGAGAGAGAGAGAGAAAGAGAGCGAUCUUGGUUGCGGAACUCGUACGACUAUCGCGCGUUACGUGGGACGAAAAAAGAGAGGGAGAGAGAGAGAGAGGGAGGGAGGGGGAAAGAGGAGCCGAGAGAGAAGAGGAAUAAAAUCAGUGGAAGCCGCGUCGAGAACGACUUCUAUUCCACUUUUAUCUCCGUACUUCGCCAGAGACCGCCGCUGGCGAGGCUGGUCACAUAACGAGCCCGGUGAUGCCGCGUAAAACCGGUCAUCAGUAUGUAGAUCUGGCUCCAACGACGGCAGCAGUAAGAGCAGACAGGCGGAUUCGGUCCACGUGAAAGUGGUGCAGGGCCGCGACGGCGAAUCGCCAACAAGAGGGACCGGUUGAUCCUGCGUCUAUAACGGGAUCACGGUGUUAUUGCAGCUUAUCAGCUUGCAGGUAGAAAAUUGUCGCAGUCCAGCUCGGAACGUAUCUACGUACGCGAGUGUAACGUCCUAUUUCUUCGGAGACUACCAUUCGUUCGCUUCACAUUGUAAGGUAUUUGUGAAGAAGAACAAACCAUCUACGACAGAGGAUUGCGUAAUGUAGUGCGAGAAAAAGUCGAAGCGCCGCCACACGAAACGUCAGCAAAGCUUAUUUGCAACUGACAUUGCAAUCUAGAUUCGCAUCGCCAAGGACGUCGAUUAUCGAGGGUACGCAUUCGAUAGUAACCGAUUGUGAUCGUGUUUCCCAAUCGAAGCGAAAAAAAUGGCGCUCAUCUGUAGCGAGGAGCAGCAGGCGAUGCUCCGGCAUGAAGCCGACAGCGGAUACGAAAAGGCGCCGAGCGCGAAGAGGUUCUGCGAGGACAUCGAGAACAACAACAGCCUCAACAAUUUCAAGAGCAGUCACGGGAGUGCGUCGCGGAACAGGGGCGAAAUGGCCGCGCAGUACUCGUCGAAUGCGAAGGGAGUGUUGGCGCAGUGUUUAGUAACAGGUGCUGUAUUGCUGUUGGCUACCGGUGGCGGCAUGCCGAUUGGUUACAGCGCUGUCAUGUUGCCGCAAUUGUCGGAACCCAACAGCACCGUGCGCGUGAAUCAAGAACUCGGCUCCUGGAUAGCCUCCAUUCACAGUCUGGCCACCCCUUUCGGCUCGCUGAUGUCAGGCCCGCUCAUCGAGGCGAUCGGCCGCCGAGGCUGCCUCCAGCUGUCGGCGAUACCAAUUUGCGUGGGCUGGCUGAUCAUCGGCUUCUCGAGGAGCGUGACUUCUAUUUUAGUAGGAAGGGUCAUCUGCGGCCUAUCCGUCGGCUUGAUGGCAGUGCCCGCGCAGGUGUGGCUAGGAGAAACGGCGGACACAGGUCUCCGCGGCGUCCUGGUGUGCGGCGGCUUCGCCGCGUACUGCUUGGGUAUUCUGCUGGUUUAUAUUCUCGGCGCCUCCUUCAACUGGGACUUGGUGGCCUUCUACGGGAUCGCACUCCCCGUCUUCUCCUUCAUCGCGUUCUGCCUGCUGCCCGAGAGUCCUGUCUGGCUCAUCAAACGGAAGAAAAUCGAGAAGGCCCGGAAGGCGCUUCUUUGGCUACGGGGUGGAGAUGCCGAACAGACGAACACGGAGGUGGCGAUGCUGGAAGCGAGGAUAACGGCCGACCUAGUCGAGAGGCAGCGUCAGGUCGUGGACGUCUCGCUGAGGCAACGCAUCUCCUCGAUGAUGUCCGUCGUCCGGGACCCGGGCGUGCUGAAGCCGCUGAUCAUCAUCAACGUGUUCAAUAUUCUCCAAUUGUGCAGCGGGACCUACAUUAUCGUAUUCUACGCCGUCAACCUCGUCCAAGAUAUGGACGGCGGCAGCGUCGACAACUAUCUUGCAGCUGUGGUGACGGCUGUCGUGAGAUUCGUCUUCUCCAUCGUCUCUUGCGUCAUGUUCCUCCGGAUAAGGAGACGAAUCGUAGCUAUUAGCUCGGCGCUCGGCACGGCUGUCGCCUCGCUGGUGCUCGCAGGAUACAUGCUCGCAAGGCAAGAAGGAUCCUCCGUGGAUUCGUACCUGUUGGCCACGUUCCUGCUGGUCUACGUGGCCGCGAACACGGUGGGUCUGGUGACGCUUCCGGCGCUGAUGGUCGGCGAGCUGAUACCGAUGCGGGCGCGCGGCAUCGGCGGCGGCUGCUGCUUCUUCAUCUUCAACCUGUUCAUGUUCCUCAUCACCAAAUGCUUCCCAGCGGUGAACAACGCGAUUGGCGUGACCGGGAUCUUCACCGUCUUCGGCAUCUUCAGUCUAUUGGUGGCAAUUUUCCUCUACCUCUUUCUACCGGAAACCAAGAGCAGCACGCUCGAGGAGAUCGAGGAUUAUUUCAAGCAAAGUAAUCUGCUUUGGGUGACGAGGGAGGGAAACCAAAGGAGGAACACGAUCACGGUGGAUAAAACUUGAGCGUUCAUCUUUCCUUUUCUCACCCUCUCUCUCUCUCUCUCUCUCUCUCUCUCUCUCUCUCUCUCUCUCUCUCUCUCAGAGCACGUGUAAAUAAAUACGAUAUGUAACUAGCGUUAGAUUGUAAUUUAUAUUCGACUACGGCGUUAAUCAACCAUACGUCUCGUUAUAUGAUAUAUUUUUUUAUAUUGAAAUGAGAUUUGCGAUUGUGUAGAUAAUGAUGUUUUUAUAUCACUAUUUUGUAUCGUAAGGUAUUUCUGUAACUCGUCGAAGUGAGAAAACGCUACAACUCGUCGCGCCACGUGCACGCGCGACGUCGAUCAAAUUUUUAAUCGAGGAAAACUUCACUCGAUCUUUGUGUCACUCACGUUUUGAAUAAAACGAUAUCUCUCACGA
Messenger RNA from Harpegnathos saltator (Jerdon's jumping ant), 3059 nucleotides. RefSeq names its product facilitated trehalose transporter Tret1-2 homolog. Gene Ontology annotation, biological process: transmembrane transport. The record is from RefSeq and is a predicted model, not a curated record. Gene Ontology annotation, cellular component: membrane. Gene Ontology annotation, molecular function: transmembrane transporter activity. The coding region runs from base 1023 to 2666 and encodes 547 amino acids. Lineage: Eukaryota; Metazoa; Arthropoda; Insecta; Hymenoptera; Formicidae. The transcript has 11 exons.